Molecule: messenger RNA, 1530 nt
Organism: Papaver somniferum (opium poppy)
Lineage: Eukaryota; Viridiplantae; Streptophyta; Magnoliopsida; Ranunculales; Papaveraceae
Exons: 2
Coding region: 1-1530 (509 amino acids)
Molecular function (GO): RNA-DNA hybrid ribonuclease activity; nucleic acid binding
Source: RefSeq, a predicted model, not a curated record
AUGCCAUCCCUUAAGAACCUGAAAGAAGUCCAAAAGCUCAACGGAUCUCUAACGGCUCUGGGAAGAUUCAUCGCCAGGUCAUCGGACAAAUGCAAACAUUUCUUCAACAUUCUCAAAAAAGGGAACAAAUUUGAAUGGACCGCCGAGUGCGAAGAAGCCUUCCAGAAGAUAAAAGAAUACUUGGCCACGAUCCCGAUCCUUCAAAAGCCCGAUCCCGAUGAGUUGUUGGCACUGUAUAUAGAAGCAACCGAAGAUGCAGUUAGCGCGGUCCUUGUCAAAACCAACACGAAUAUUGAGAAACCAAUCUACUACGUCAGCAAGACUCUCAACCCGGCGGAAAGAAACUCCACGAAGAUCGAACAACUCAUACUAGCAUUAGUAUGGGCAACCCAAAAGCUGAGAACUUAUUUCUUGACUCAUCAUGUUCGGGUCCCAUGUAAAGCGCCGUUGGAAGCUGUCCUCAAGAGCGCAGGGAAAUUAGGAAGGAUAGCCAAAUGGAACACUCAUCUGGAUCAAUUUAACAUUAUCCACGAGAUCCAAACUGCCCAAAAGUCACAAGUAUUAUCGGAUUUUUUGGCGGACUUACCUCUAGGAAACGAAGAAGAAGUAAAGGACAUACCAGAAGCAGAAGAUGACGGGAAAUAUCCAGUCGAUAUACUCGAACCCUCAAACCAAAGAAGAUGGGAAGUCUUCAUCGACGGAUCAAGAAAUAGAGAAGGGCCCGGCAUAGGCAUCGUAACUACCACCCCAACCGGAGAUAGGAUCGUACAUGCUCUAAGGAUGGAAUUCAAGGGGCACACCAACAACAUCGUAGAAUACGAAGCAGUAGUGCACGCCCUCCAAUUAAUAAUAGAAAUGGGGAUAACUGAUGUACGCCUAACAAGUGAUUCUCAGUUGGUCAUUCGGAAAAUAGAGCUAGAAUACAAUGUCUACGAUGAAACCCUCUCCGCAUACAUGGCUUUGGUCCAGACCUUAGCCUCCCAGAUACCAAGCAUCAAGUUCCGACACCUCUGCGGAAAAGAUCUCGGGCAUGCCGAUGCCAUAGCGUACAUAUCGUCGAUGAUGAGGGAUGAAAGCGUAAAUGUCAUCAAGAUAACAAGAGUAUACGAGCCUUCAAUUACUCCACAACAAUCCUUUGCCACCAAUCAAAUUGUCUCAGACAAUGAUAAGCAGCUACAAGGAAAAAUUAUAGAUAUGCUCUUCGAUACUUUCAAGAUCAGGAAGAACAAGUUAACUCCCAUUUACCCCCAAAGUAGCGGACAGGCUGAAGCCACGGACAAGACUCUAGCUCUUAUCCUCAAGAAAUCGUUAGACGAACAUAAGGGUCGAUGGUGUGAACAGUUGCAUAAUGCGCUAUGGGCAUAUCGAACCACAUGCAGAUCUGCCACCAGAAAAUCCCGAUUCCUCCUUACUUAUGGAGCCGAAGCUGUCAUUCGAACAAAGAUCAUCAUGCCAACAACGAAGACGGAAUCUUGGGAAAAGAAUCUCAUAGCGGAUAUGAUGUUAGAAAGGCUCGAUGACCUGAAAUAA